AUGGCUUCGAAUUGGACGAAUAACACCGAAUUGGAAUGUAUGAACGAUAAUGAUUCAAGUCAAUUGUUUGCUCCAGUGAAAUUACGAUUUUCGCCACGUAUCACCCUGUUGAUAUGGGCCAUUUAUUCUGUGCCGUUCUGUUUCGGCGUCUUCGGAAAUAUUAGUGUGUGUUUGAUAUUCUUUCAACAAAAGAAACUGCGCUCAAUUACCAAUACAUUCUUGAUGAAUCUUUGUAUAAAUGAUUUAAUUGUUCUUUGUGUAUCAAUUCCAAUGACAUUAUCAUCUGCCGUAUUUGAACAUUGGAUAUCUGGUGGAUUUCUUUGUAAAUUCGUUCAUUCGACUCCAACAUUAACAGCGCUGAUAUCGACAUUUACCGUCGCUGUCAUCGCUGUCGAACGUUGGUUAUUCAUUGUUAAUAAGAGGAAGUUCGAUCGGCGCUGUACCAUUAUCAUACUGAUUCUGCUAUGGACGGUAUCGAUUUUAAUUGCUUUGCCAGACUUUAUCUCUCGUAGUAUAGACAUUGUUCUAAUGCCGGCAUCACAGUAUCCUACCAUAUCAACGAAUUCAUCAGAAACGCACACCCAUAAACCAUCAUGCCGUUCGAUGAUAGUUUACUUUUGCGUAUUGAUGCCUAAUUUAGGUACGCGCAUAUUUUCCUACUUAGUUAUCACUGUCCAAUACUUGGUUCCCUUCUUGUUCGUCUCGAUUAGUUGUUAUUCAAUUAGUCGGUUUCUAAAACGACGAAUGAAACAGAUGCGUGUGUAUCAGACAUAUCGUCCGACGAGUAGCGUGAGUAAAACGACGAUCCCCUCGGGAAGUAUCCGACGAAAAAAAUAUUCUCAAAAGGAACAAACCGAUGAACCGACCGAACACGAGUCAUUUAGUUGCGAUGAAUUACCUGUGACAAUUGUGACCACUAGCCAUAAAUCGACCCAUCUAUUAUCACGCUUUCGCAACAAGUCACAAACUCGUGAUAGCUAUCAAGAUUCGGUUGUUGUAGACGAUCAAACUUCUCGUUCGUCAUCGAAUGCUGGCACCAUACUCAUGCCAACAGUCAAAAGUCAAUCACAUAGUGAACGACGCUUUCAUCGAAGCAAGAAAUUGCUCAUUUGUGUAGCUGUUGUUUUUACCAUCUCAUGGUUACCAUUAACCAUCGUACAAAUCUAUGUAGAUCAAUUAGGCGGUGGUAAAAGCGAAGAUUUGGUCACUAUCUACUCUUAUCUCAUUUGUGCCUAUUUAAUAUCAUCAUUACCGGCUUGGAUCAACCCUGUUAUUUAUAAUUAUGUCAAUCGUAGUUUCCGUCGAGAAUUCUAUGCGCUUUAUCCUUGUUGUUGCCGAGUCACAUCGUCAUCGCCGCCAUCAUUACCGUCAACAGUAGCAACAUCAUUUGCCAAAACCGCACCAGCAGUUUGCUCUCGGGUCGAAUUAUCCGCUGUUCUAUCGAAUAAACUCGAACGACAGCAAUUGAAUGAUAUUGAUGAAGAGACUAGUGUUGUAGAGCCGUAUCAAACGAAUAGAUCAAGCACACGUCUAGUGACUUUUGCCGAUGUUGAGAAAAAAGGCAAAUCAUCUCUAACGAUCGUUAACGAACAUACUUGA
Messenger RNA from Adineta ricciae, 1599 nucleotides. The record is from the annotation of a GenBank genome assembly. Lineage: Eukaryota; Metazoa; Rotifera; Eurotatoria; Adinetida; Adinetidae.